UUAUCCUUGUCAGGGAGACAAAGGAGGCUCACAUUACGUCUGUCACUUUUCUCAUUUCUUCCUUUUUGGAUUGUUUAUUUGUGUCAAACUGUUUCUAUGGUGUUAUUUUAAUAAACUGCUGCCAGUGGGAUUUAGACUGACAGACUUUCUGUGGCCAUGUAACUCAACUGAGGGAUUAUAAUCUGACCGUAAACAGAGACGACAACGGUCAUGACCAAAGUAACUCCACUAGCCAGUCCUCCAACUAUAGUCCUGCCUGACAGUGAGGGUGGUUUGGGGCUCGGCCUUGCCGCUGAUCAAGUGGAUCUGAAAACAGAAACAAGAGUUUUCAACGUCAACAACAGCAACAACAACGAUGAUGAGAAAGAAGAGACAAAGAAGAAAAAGAAGGAGAGAAAAAAAGCUAAGGAGAAGAAGUUGAAGGAGAAACAAGAGAAGAAGGAACUGAAGGAGAGAAGGAAAAGGGAGAAAGAGGAGAAAGAAAAGGAGAAGGAAAAGGAAGCAGUUCCAAAAGAGAUCAGAGUUAUCGAUCCUGCUGGGAACACCUACUACCAUUGGCUCUUUGUGAUAACCAUCCCAGUCAUGUACAACUGGACUUUGAUAAUUGCCAGAGCGUGCUUCGAGGAGCUGCAGACCGACUAUUUGGUGCUCUGGUUCCUGCUGGACUUGGUCAGCGACUUGGUCUACCUUGGCGAUAUGGUCUUUCGGACAAGAACUGGAUACCUGGAGCAGGGUCUGCUCGUGAAGGAUGAGCAGAAACUGCGGGAUCGCUACAUGAACAGCUUACAGUUCAAACUGGACCUGAUCUCCAUGAUUCCCACGGAUGUGCUAUAUGUGGUGUUCGGCCUCACCUACCCUGAGAUUCGCCUCAAUAAACUUUUUCGGUUCAACAGGAUGCUGGAAUUCUUCCAGAGAACUGAGACCAGAACUAACUACCCGAAUGCUCUAAGAAUUUCCAACCUGGUCAUGUACAUCGUCAUCAUCAUCCACUGGAACGCCUGUCUAUACUAUUCCUUCUCCAAGGCCAUUGGGUUUGGCGCGGACAGGUUUGUGUAUCCAGAUCCUUCCGAUCCUGAGUUUGGUCGUCUUGUCAGGAAGUACGCCUACAGCAUGUACUGGUCCACCUUGACGCUGACCACCAUUGGAGAGACUCCACCUCCUGUGGAAAACUCGGAAUACUUCUUUGUUGUCACAGACUUUUUGGUGGGUGUGCUGAUAUUUGCUACCAUCGUUGGUAACGUGGGCUCCAUGAUCACCAACAUGAACGCUGCCAGGGCAGACUUUCAGGCCCGCAUUGAUGCCAUCAAGCAGUACAUGAGCUUCAGGAAGGUGACCAAAGAUCUGGAGAAGCGUGUGAUCAAGUGGUUCGAUUUUCUGUGGACCAACAAGAAAGCUGUGGAUGAGCGGGAGGUGCUCAAGUAUCUGCCUGAUAAACUGAGGGCUGAAAUUGCGAUCAAUGUUCACCUGGACACCCUGAAGAAGGUGCGCAUCUUUGCAGACUGCGAGGCCGGUCUGCUGGUGGAACUGGUGCUGAAGCUGCAGCCACAGGUCUACAGUCCUGGAGACUACAUCUGCAAGAAGGGUGACAUUGGCCGUGAGAUGUACAUCAUCAAAGAGGGGAAACUUGCUGUAGUUGCAGAUGACGGAAUCAAACAAUUUGUAGUAUUAAGUGAUGGAAGCUACUUCGGGGAGAUUAGCAUCUUGGCAAUCAAAGGCAGCAAAGCAGGAAACAGAAGGACGGCCAACAUCAGGAGCAUUGGUUACUCCGAUCUCUUCUGCCUGUCCAAAGAUGACUUGAUGGAAGCUCUAACAGAGUAUCCCGAUGCUAAAGCCUUGCUCGAGGAGAAAGGGAGGCAAAUUCUCAUGAAGGACGGACUGCUGGACUUGGAGGUGGCAGCACAAGGCCCAGACCCCAAAGAGAUCGAGGAGAAGGUGGAUCGAAUGACGAGCACUCUAGAUGUUCUACAGACCCGAUACGCCCGUUUGCUGGCAGAGCAUGAAGCCACACACAGUAAACUCAAACAUCGUGUGACCCGACUGGAAAAAAAGCUGCCUGUACCACCUGAUCAACCCGGUGAUGCCCCUCCCCCUCCCACACCUGAGAUACAACCCACCAAAGAAGAAGAGAAAAAGUAGUACUGCAAAAAAGUUUUGCAGUAGAGUUUAAAUUAAAUCCAUCAACCUAGGUUUGGCUUACAAAGUAGAGUGGAUAUGAUAUUUACAUGACAUAUGACAGUGGUUUCCCCAGGCUUUGUUGUAAUGGGAUAGUUUGGACGCUGGAGAGAGUCCAUUGUUGUGUGAGUGAAAGAAGUUAGUUAAGAAAACGUUACAACUGCUUGUUUGUUUUUUACAAGACAAUGUUGCUCAGAGAGACAUGUCAUCCAUAUUAGUAUACCAUGACCAUGCUUUGCUGCUUAUCAGUCCCUCAAUAAACUGAUUUUG
Molecule: messenger RNA, 2442 nt
Organism: Synchiropus splendidus (mandarinfish)
Lineage: Eukaryota; Metazoa; Chordata; Actinopteri; Syngnathiformes; Callionymidae
Gene: cnga1b
Product: cyclic nucleotide gated channel subunit alpha 1b
Exons: 15
Coding region: 211-2136 (641 amino acids)
Biological process (GO): monoatomic cation transmembrane transport
Cellular component (GO): intracellular cyclic nucleotide activated cation channel complex; plasma membrane
Molecular function (GO): intracellularly cAMP-activated cation channel activity; intracellularly cGMP-activated cation channel activity; protein-containing complex binding
Source: RefSeq, a predicted model, not a curated record